This is a messenger RNA of Drosophila hydei, 1048 nucleotides long. RefSeq names its product complement component 1 Q subcomponent-binding protein, mitochondrial (gene P32). Bases 99 to 881 code for a protein of 260 amino acids. Gene Ontology annotation, biological process: cytosolic ribosome assembly. NCBI's taxonomy places the organism in Eukaryota, Metazoa, Arthropoda, Insecta, Diptera, Drosophilidae. The transcript has 2 exons. The record is from RefSeq and is a predicted model, not a curated record. Gene Ontology annotation, cellular component: mitochondrial matrix.
CGUUAUCGGCAUAUGUAAGACCAUUGCAAGUUGCAACACAGAAGCGGCAGCACAUUUUUCAAUUAUUAUCAUAAUAAAUUGAUAUCUUAUAUAACAAGAUGAACAGCUUGAAGACAGCAACUUUACGUCUUGCCAACUUGGCCAGCACAAAAACUGGAGCAUUGGGCAAGCGCGAUUUCACCCGCAGCCUGUGGCACAUGACCAAAAAGCCGGCCGUUGGUGGUGACCACGUUACCGUGUUAAAUGUACAUAAGCCCAGCAUCAAUUGCACCUGUGGAUGCAAUGUGCACACUAAAGGCGAGCGUGAACUGGUCGAGUUUCUUACUGAGGAGAUUAUUGCUGAGCGUAAGGUGCAAAAGGGCAAGACUGUGCCCAGCACACUGGAAGGCUUCUGUGUAAAAGUCACUGGUGCCGAUGUCGAGCUGACCAAGCAGACGGAAAAGGAAAAGGUCGUCAUUAGCUUUAAUGUAAACCACACUGUUGACAGCGAGCAAGAGCCAGAAGUUAAUCCCAAUGCCGACAAACCAGAAUUGGGUGAAAUGCGUAGCAAGCCGCAAUUUGAAGUGGACAUCAUUAAGGGUACCUCUACACUAUCGUUUACUUGCUCUUACUUGGAAGGCGAAGCACAGGAGGGCGAAUACAACGAUGUUUUCUCUAUCGAUGAAAUGUCUAUAUAUGAAGGCGAAUGGAAUGACAAAGUUUAUGCCGUUGCUGGUGAUGUGCUCGAUGGCUAUUUGUACGAUCUGUUGAUGAACAUCCUGGAGGAAAAGGGAAUUAGCAAUGAGUUUGCCGAGAAGCUUUCCGAUCUGGCUACAGCUCACGAGCACACAUCUUACAUUGCACUGCUGGAGAAGCUUUCCAAGUUCACAGCUGGCAAAUAAUUAUUGAAUGUUCAUUUAUAAAUUUAAGAUGCAGUUGUGUAGUUUUUUAAGUUUUCAUCAAUUCGGUAGUUUCUCGAGCUAAAAACGUUUUGCAUUAUUCGUGUUUUUAGCCCUACGCUGUCGAUUCUAAUACUAGUUUCUAAGGCAAAAGAUUGUUAAACAUUGUA